AUGGCAAGCCACUAUAUCCGACCAGCAUCCACACUCCUCCACUCGGCCAGCCGCGCCGCUGGACCCACGAGGAGUACCAGUACAUGGAUGCGCAGGUUGCAAGCAGCUCAACCGGCACAAUCCCAUGGUCAUCUCCCCUCAGCACCCAUCCGCCCGUUCUCGUCGCCUGGCCCCAGGCCACAACCUUCACCGGUAGCACCGUCGAGCGACGCGCUCGUCCAGCUAGCCCAGAACCGGCGCUCCAUCUAUAAGCUGGGCAAGACCAGCCCCGUGCCAGACUCCAAGGUCGAGGAGCUGGUCAAUGCGGCCAUUCUGAAUGUCCCCAGUGCCUUCAACACACAGUCCACGCGUCUGGUCGUGCUGCUGCAUGCCGAGCAUGAGCGGCUGUGGGAUAUUGCCAUUGACGCCUUUGGCAUGCUCGUGCAGACGGGUGCCGUGCCUGAAGAGCUGUGGAAGAACCAGACUCUCCCGAAGCUGCGGGGGUUCCAGAAUGCCGUUGGUACGAUCCUCUUUUAUGAAGACCCAACCCAUAUCCAGCCCUUCCAAGACAAAUUCCCCGUGUUCAAACACCACUUCCAGCCGUGGGCGGACCAAUCCAAUGCCAUGCACCAGUACUUCUUGUGGACCGCCCUCGAAGGCGUCGGCUUCGGCGCCAACCUGCAGCACUACAACCCGCUCAUCGACGCCCCCGUCGCCAAGCAAUGGGGUCUGCCCAGCGAGUGGAGGCUCGUCGCACAGCUCGUCUUUGGGAGUCCCGAGGCGCCGGCCGGCGAGAAGACGCGGACGCCGGCUGAGGAGCGAGUCAAGAUCUUUGGCAAGCAGUAG
Molecule: messenger RNA, 825 nt
Organism: Penicillium alfredii
Lineage: Eukaryota; Fungi; Ascomycota; Eurotiomycetes; Eurotiales; Aspergillaceae
Product: nitroreductase family protein
Exons: 3
Coding region: 1-825 (274 amino acids)
Biological process (GO): cellular response to oxidative stress
Source: RefSeq, a predicted model, not a curated record